GUGGCACAAGCUGCACUCCAAGGCUGGGAAGAAGGAGAAGGAGCGCGGUGAGAUCCUGGUGAGCAUCCAGUUUACGCGCAACAACCUGACGGCCAGCAUGUUCGACCUCUCCAUGAAGGACAAGCCGCGCUCGCCCUUUGGCAAGCUGAAGGACAAGGUGAAGGGCAAGAAGAAAUACGACUUGGAGUCGGCCUCUGCCAUCAUCCCCAGCAGCACGGGCGCCCUGGACAUGGAGGAUGACUACGACAUCGGGGGCAAGAAGUCCAAAGUCAAGGGCUUCUUCCUGAAGAACAAGCUGCGCAAGUCGUCUCUGACGCAGUCCAACACCUCCCUGGGAUCCGACAGCACCGUCUCUUCUGCCAGCCUGGGUUUGGCCGCAAACGUUCCCGAGGUAACCAAAUCCCCGAGCAGACACAGCAGUCUGUCCACCGAGCGCUCUGUGAAGGAUUAUUUGCCAUCUCCAAAGCUGACCCACAAGCGAGCGUUCAGUGACGACGUUUCCCAAGUCAGCCCGGUCCUGGAGCCCAAAGCAAUCCAAAACCUGAAGCCAAAGAACGAUCCCGAGUCGCGAUCUUCCCUCUGCAUCAACGGGAGCCACGUUUACAGCGACGAGCCUGCCCCAAAGAGCCCCGCGCCCGUCCCGCAGAGCUCAGCGCCGCUGGCCGUGCCCAGCCUCCCCCGACGGCAGGAGGAGAGCUUCGGCUUCGCUCCCCUCCACCCCAGCUCCCACCAGGUGCCUUGGGGGGGCAGCGGCUUUGAGAAGACACAGCAGAGAGAGGAGCCCAGGUUCAUCCCCUCUCCUCCCACCUUAGCCUUGCAAGAAGAGCUCAAGGUCUCCACGAAAGCCGUCACUCUCAGUAACCACCUGGGCAGAGCCAAGAUGGAAGAAACCAGCCGCUUAGAGAACAAACCGACUCAAGCUGCACCACCCAUGGUCUUCUCCACGGAAACGCCGAAGGACAAACCACCCGAGGAAAUGAGGAAGGAAGACAAGAAAGCGAAGGGCGGCUUCUUCCACCACGGGAGCAACAAGAGUGAGGCGGGGAGCAAAGGCCAGGGGGAGAAAGUGGGACCCUCCCAGGGCUCGUCCGUCCCCGCGGCAGCGGGGGGAGAUGAGAGGAAUAAAACCAGCGGCUGGUUCGGUUCCAAGGAGUCCAAAGAGUCCCCUCAGAAACCCAGUUUCCGCCUGCCGCUGUAG
This is a messenger RNA of Pterocles gutturalis (yellow-throated sandgrouse), 1198 nucleotides long. Its product is annotated as rab11 family-interacting protein 5-like. The record is from RefSeq and is a predicted model, not a curated record. The annotation marks the transcript as partial. The transcript has 3 exons. Gene Ontology annotation, molecular function: small GTPase binding. NCBI's taxonomy places the organism in Eukaryota, Metazoa, Chordata, Aves, Pterocliformes, Pteroclidae. Gene Ontology annotation, cellular component: secretory granule; early endosome; recycling endosome. Gene Ontology annotation, biological process: regulated exocytosis.